Messenger RNA from Plenodomus lingam JN3, 2058 nucleotides. The record is from RefSeq and is a predicted model, not a curated record. NCBI's taxonomy places the organism in Eukaryota, Fungi, Ascomycota, Dothideomycetes, Pleosporales, Leptosphaeriaceae.
AUGCCGAGGCUCAAUGAUGAAGGUUUUUCUCUGAAAGUCACGAUGCAUCUUCACGAGUGCGGACGCUAUGCUUCGGCAUGUAACCUGCCUAACCUCGUCGCGGUUGGUACCGCAACGCCGAUCCACAAGGAUACUACCUAUGCCGAACGUCAAAGGCAAUUACCCCCGACAGGCGGCCACCUCCGCACCGCUACCUACAAGCAUUUGGGGCAGGAUGGAGAGACCUGUGGCGUUUCCUGGGGGCGUUUCCUGGGGGUCCUGCAUACUCCACAUUCGUAUAAGGGAGGCGGCAUUGUACUUAAAGCUCAGGUCGAUCUCCUCGUGGGUUAUGUAUCGUUGAUCUCCCAAUCUGAUUCCUUUUCCCCCCGACUCUUAGAUUCAGGCGCCAUGGAUCCCAUCCCUAGCGUGUCUGUGACUGGGGCAGAGGCCCGUCACAAGCAGCGAUGGCAGACACUUUUGAAUAAUCCAAAGCUUUUGGCCAUUGCCUUUUUUGCCUCGUUUGGUGGUUUUGAGUAUGGCUAUCAGCAAGGUGUACUAGGGCAGUCCCUAGUCAUGACGCGCUUCAAAGACAAUUUCCCUUCUGUCGUGGAAUCAGCUGGAGCAACGGGGUGGUUGACUUCCAUCCUACAACUAGGCGGUAUUUUGGGCUCGCUGUCAUCUGGUGUCUUUGGCGAAGUCUUCUCGCGGAAGUACACCAUGUUUUCAGCCUGCUGUUGGGUCGUUCUCGGGUCGUACCUCUACAUCGGUGCAACCCAUCACAAUCCUGCGAUGUUGUAUGCUGGACGAUUUUUCACUGGUAUUGGUGUUGGAACAUUCUCUGGUGUCGGACCACUCUACAACGCGGAAAUCGCGCCACCUGAGCUCCGUGGACUCAUCGUCUCCUUUUAUCAAUUCGCAACGAUCUUGGGCAUCAUGUUGUCAUUCUGGAUCGGCUAUGGAAGCAAUUACAUUGGCGGCACUGGAGCUAGCCAGAGUAACCUUGCUUGGAUGCUUCCAUCUAUCAUCCAGGGCGUCCCCGCAGCAAUCCUCGCCAUUGGAAUUUGGUGGCUUCCGUUCUCCCCACGAUGGUUGAUCAAGAAAGGUCGCGACGAGGAAGGCCUAAAAACACUGUCCUAUCUUCGCAAGCUUCCCAUUGAACACGAACUCGUGCAAACAGAGUUUCUGGAAAUCAAGUCCGAGGCCCUUUUUGAACGUCGCAGCUUUGAAAAGAAUUUCCCCAACUUGGCUGCGAAAGAGGCGGGCAGCAUCGUCGUGAGGGAAUUUGCACAGUAUUACCAGAUUUUCAGGACCUGGGACAACUUCAAGCGCGUAGCUACGGCGUGGUUGAUCAUGUUCUUUCAACAGUGGUCGGGUAUAGACGCAAUUAUUUACUACAGCAGUAACAUCUUCCAAUCCGUCGGCCUGACUGGAGGCACACAAGCAUUACUCGCUACUGGCGUUACAGGAGUGGUCUUUUUCCUCGCCACGCUGCCUGCCAUGGCUGUCAUUGACAAGUUUGGUCGCAAACCCAUGCUGCAAGUUGGUUCCGUCGUAAUGCUAAUGUCCAUGGUCAUCGCCGGUAUCCUCGUCGCAAAGUUCCGCCACGACUGGGUUGAGCACGCGGCUGUGGGCUGGGUCGUAGUGACCUUCAUCUGGAUUUACAUUGCCGCUUUCGGCGCGACUUGGGGACCAGUUUCGUGGACACUCAUUAGCGAGAUCUUCCCUCUUUCCAUCCGCUCCAAGGGCGCGUCCAUCGGAGCAUCUAGCAACUGGCUCAACAACUUUGCCGUUGCUUUCUUUGUUCCGCCAAUGCUCGCGAGUUGGGCCUGGGGUACCUAUAUCUUCUUUGCAGUCUUCUUGACGGCAGGUAUCGCCUGGGUUCACUUUUAUUUGCCAGAGACGAAGGGCAAAACACUGGAGGAAAUGGACGAGGUGUUUGGCAGCCGAACCGGGACGGAAGAUGCCAUUAUGCUCGCGGAAGCUAAGAGGGAGAUUGAGCUGAGCAUGAGUAUGGAGCGCGAGAUCCUCAAGCCUGGUAACCAUAACGAGAAGGGUGACGCAUAUGUGGAGGAGGUAUAG